Messenger RNA from Symbiodinium necroappetens, 1198 nucleotides. The record is from the annotation of a GenBank genome assembly. NCBI's taxonomy places the organism in Eukaryota, Dinophyceae, Suessiales, Symbiodiniaceae.
GUGGGUCCGCAGACAUGAGCAGAUGGACCGAGCCUACCACUUCCUCGAAGAGGAGUUGGGAGAUGAGUCGUCAGUUGAAGACUUUGCGAUGAAGACACACCUGCAGGGACUUCCAACGGACCACCCUAGAUGGAGGGUCAUCCGCAUUUCUACUCCCCCGUCUGUGCAGUCGGCAUUGCUGGUACAUUGUCAUCACUCCCUCGGAGAUGGCUUGGGGAUGCUGUUUGCGAUGUCGCCCUUGCUUGGCGUCCCUGGGGGAAACCCCCUCGCCACGGUGCCCCUCCCGAGGGUGAUGCUUCCCGAAUUUGCCAGGCCACCACCUGGCGAGUCACCCGAGAGCCCCAAAACUCCCCUCGUCCGGAAGAGCCGGUGUAAUCCCUUUGCAUGCCUCUGGGGUGCUUUCAAGGGCAUUGGCUCUUUCUUCCGGGGCUUCUUUCUGAUGGGCCUUGUUGGCCACGACACAGAGCUCAGCAUCAACGAGCCGCUGCAGAAGAGGAGUCCCUUCCUCCCUUUCUCGGGGAAGCGACAGCUCACGCGCUUUCCCAUAGUCCCCCUAUCGCUCAUCAAAAAGGCGAGGGAGAACCACGGCUGUACCUUGAACGACAUCGUCAUGGCCGCAAUCACGGGAGCUUUGCGGAAGUAUUGCCUUGAGGUCCAGAAAGACGAGAAGCUGCAGAGCGGCGAGCAGGUGCAGUUCAAGUCGAUGGUGAUGCUGGCCAUGCCGCGUGAGUGCAGUGCCUCCGAUCCGAGCAUUGCUCUACGCAACAAGAUGCUUUUUACCAGCGUCUCGUUGCCCCUGUCGGAGAACUCCCAGUCCGCCCGGGUGCGCAAGACGGUUGAAGGCCUCAACGGCUUGAAGAACGCCGCGUACAUGUGUGGCGUGCGGCUCUUUACUGACUUGGUGGCCAGCAUCGCGCCAAGGUCGGUCCUGAACAAAGCGACCGGGGAAACUUGGUCGAAGCAUACGAUUCUCGUGACGAACGUGCCGUGUACCUCGGUUCCUCUGACGUUCCCAGCAGAGGAUGGGCAGACUCUGCAAGGUUUGUCUCUUGUCAUCGCGAACGUCAUGUCCCAGGUGUCGGUCAUAUCUUACAACGGCUCGCUCUACGCCACAUUCGUGGCGGAUCCGGACUUGAUUCGCGAGGCAAAGAAACUCGGCGAACUCUGGAUCUCCGAGAUCAAGGAGUUGGCAGGGCAG